AUGGAGCGGACGUUAACCCGGAUGUUGAGCAUGAAAGCGCAGGUGGAUGUGGUCUGCUGUAAAUCAGUAGGAACUGAUCUGUCCAUGCUGGAUAUUGAGGAUUUCAUCACAGAAAUCUGUCAGCUGAAGAAAGAGGUGGCUUCACUGGAGGCAAAGCUGAGAGAAAGAGGAGACAAACUGAACAGAGAGGAUGUGGAGCAGGUUUGGGUGCGUGAGACUGAUGGGACAGAAGCUCAGGAUUCAGUCUGGAGCGUCAGAGAUCAGAGAUCCAGAGACACACAGGACUCAGAGCUCAGCCUCACUUUACUCUGUUAUACUGACGCUCAGGAUCAUGAAUCCACUGAUCAAACCUCUGACUGUAACGCUGGAGAACAGCAGAUGCUGCAGACGCCGCUGAAGAUGUGCUCCGUCAAACUGGUGGACUGCAGGAACCUGAUCGAGAAAUUUAUAACCAUUUUGUUUAUUUCAGAUGAUAAAGGCUGUUCAUCUUCUGAUGGAGAGACAGACUUAACAUCAAAAGAGCAACUGACGGUCAAGAGUUUCUCCUGCAGCACCUGUGGAAAAACACUGAGUUCAGAGGGUCAUUUAAAGAGACACGAGAGAAAACACACAGAACAGAAAAACUUCAGCUGUAAGAUAUGCAACAUCAGCUUUCCUACCGCAGAAGAGAGGAGACUUCAUUCAAAAGAGCACAGCGGGAAGAAGGAGUUUCACUGUGAACAGUGCGGGGAGAUUUUUUUCAUUCAUUCUAGUUUAAAAGUUCACUUAAAGACUCACGGUGAAAAGUCUUUCCACUGCAGUGAAUGUGACAAGUAUUUCAGCACCAAAGGAAAUCUUGAUGCUCAUAAGCGAAUCCACACGGGAGAAAGACCAUACAAGUGUCCUCACUGCAAGAAGAGCUUCAGUCAUGGAUCUCAUCUGAAGAGACACGUGCGUUUGCACAACAAUGAGAGACCGUAUCAGUGCAGUGAAUGUGGGAAAGCCUUCACAAACUCAUUCUGUCUAAAGUCACACCAGAAAAUCCAUUCAGAUGAGAAACCGUUUCAGUGCAAACACUGCGACAAACGAUUCCGUCAAAGAUCUCAUCUGAAUUGUCACGAGAGGAUUCACACCGGAGAGAAACCAUAUCUGUGCGCCCACUGCGGGAAGAGCUUUUCUGAUCCAACUCAUUUCAGGGAACAUAAGCGAGUCCACACUGGAGAAAAACCAUAUCAAUGCAGCAUUUGUGAAAAGAGUUUCAGUAAACAUGGUACAUUUCAAAACCACAUGAGGACUCAUACUGGAGAAAGACCGUUUAAAUGCUCACAGUGUGAAAAGACGUUUGCUCGAUCAGACGUCCUUAAGGUCCAUCAGCGAGUUCAUACAGGAGAGAAACCUUACUCCUGCUCCAUCUGCAGUGAGAGAUUCGCUUAUUUAGGUAGUUUCCAGACCCACCAGAACAAACACGCUAAAGCACAAACUGAAUCAUCAGACAAUGAGCCUAAACAGAUGUUGAGCAUGAAAGCGCAGGUGGAUGUGGUCUGCUGUAAAUCAGUAGGAACUGAUCUGUCCAUGCUGGAUAUUGAGGAUUUCAUCACAGAAAUCUGUCAGCUGAAGAAAGAGGUGGCUUCACUGGAGGCAAAGCUGAGAGAAAGAGGAGACAAACUGAACAGAGAGCAUGUGGAGCAGGUUUGGGUGCGUGAGACUGAUGGGACAGAAGCUCAGGAUUCAGUCUGGAGCGUCAGAGAUCAGAGAUCCAGAGACACACAGGACUCAGAGCUCAGCCUCACUUUACUCUGUUAUACUGACGCUCAGGAUCAUGAAUCCACUGAUCAAACCUCUGACUGUAACGCUGGAGAACAGCAGAUGCUGCAGACGCCGCUGAAGAUGUGCUCCGUCAAACUGUCAGAUGAUAAAGGCUGUUCAUCUUCUGAUGCAGAAACAGACUUAACAUUAAAAGAGCAGCUGACGGUCAAGAGUUUCUCCUGCAGCACCUGUGGAAAAACACUGAGUUCAGAGGGUCAUUUAGCAAGACAUGAGAGAAAACACACAGAACAGAAAGACUUCAGCUGUAGGAGAUGCAAAAUCAGCUUUCCUACCGCAGAAGAGAGGAGACUUCAUUGGAAAGAGCACAGCGGGAAGAAGGAGUAUCACUGUGAACAGUGCGGGAAGGUUUUUUUCAUUCAUUCUAGACUAAAAGUUCACUUGAACAGUCACGGUGAAAAGUCUUUCCACUGCAGUGAAUGUGACAAGUAUUUCAGCACCAAAGCAAAUCUUGAUUCUCAUAAGCGAAUCCACACGGGAGAAAGACCAUACAAGUGUCCGCACUGCGAGAAGAGCUUCAACCAGGGAUCUCAUCUGAAGAGACACGUGCGUGUUCACACCAAUGAGAGACCGUAUCAGUGCAGUGAAUGUGGCAAAACGUUUAAAAGCUCAUGCUCUCUAAAGUCACACCAGACAAUCCACUCCGAUGAGAAACCGUUUCAGUGCAAGCAAUGUGACAAACGAUUCCGUUUGAUUUAUCAUCUGAAAAAUCAUGAGAGGACUCACACCGGAGAGAAACCAUAUCUGUGCUCCUACUGCGGGAAGAGCUAUUCUGAUCUACGUUCUUUUUUUUCUCAUAAGAGAAUCCACACUGGAGAAAAACCAUAUCACUGCAGCAUCUGUGGGAGGAGUUUCAGAAAAAAUAGUAUUUUACAAAAGCACAAGAGGACUCAUUCUGGAGAAAGACCGUUCAAAUGCUUUCAGUGUGAAAAGACGUUUUCUCGAGCAGACAUCCUUAAGGUCCAUCAGCGAGUUCAUACAGGAGAGAAACCUUACUCCUGCUCCAUCUGCAGCGAGAGAUUCGCUUAUUUAGGUAGUUUCCAGACCCACCAGAACAAACACACUAAAGAACAAACUGCUCCAGAAUCAUCAGAAUGACUUUCAUCUGUCAAUCUGGGAAAGAAAUCUUGUUUGGCUCGUCCUGAAAGUGUUCAUUGAGUUCUUACUGCCAGUAGGGGGCAGUGAACUUUUUUAAUUCUGUAGAUCAGGGUUAUUCAAAUCUUGCCCUGGAGGGCGAAUGCGGUGGAGAGUUUGUCUCCAACCCUGAUCAAAGUCAUCUGCCUGUGAUUUUCUAAUGAUCCUAAAAAAUAUUGAUUCGCAUGCUCAGGUGUGUUUGACUAGAGUUGGUGCCAAACUCUGCACCGCAUUGGCCCUCCAGGGCAAGAUUUGAAUAGCCCUGCUGUAGAUUGAUCCAAGUACUGUAUAUAAUGUCAUGUUUGACAGAAUAGAGCUAUGAUUUUGUUAAACCUGACAGAACUAUUAAAAAUCCUCAAAAUAAAAUACUACAAUAAUA
Molecule: messenger RNA, 3316 nt
Organism: Carassius carassius (crucian carp)
Lineage: Eukaryota; Metazoa; Chordata; Actinopteri; Cypriniformes; Cyprinidae
Product: zinc finger protein 665-like
Exons: 8
Coding region: 1-2901 (966 amino acids)
Biological process (GO): regulation of transcription by RNA polymerase II; central nervous system development
Cellular component (GO): nucleus
Molecular function (GO): RNA polymerase II cis-regulatory region sequence-specific DNA binding; DNA-binding transcription factor activity, RNA polymerase II-specific
Source: RefSeq, a predicted model, not a curated record